Messenger RNA from Entrophospora candida, 905 nucleotides. NCBI's taxonomy places the organism in Eukaryota, Fungi, Glomeromycota, Glomeromycetes, Entrophosporales, Entrophosporaceae. The record is from the annotation of a GenBank genome assembly.
GUAGAGUCGGUGGUCGUGGUGGCGGUGGUCGUGGUGGAAGUUUUGGAGGAAGAGGUGGUGGACGUGGAGGUGGUGGAAGAGGUGGAGGUCGAGGUGGUGGCGGCGGUAGAGGUGGUGGCGGUAGAGGUGGUGGCAGAGGUGGUGGCGGUCGUGGAGGUGGUGGCAGAGGCGGAGGUCGUGGAGGUGCAAGAGGUGGAACCAAAGUAAUAAUUGAACCACAUAGACAUGAAGGUGUUUUUAUUGCACGUGGAAAAGAAGAUAUGUUGGUGACUAAGAAUUUAGUACCAGGUGAAGCGGUAUAUGGGGAAAAAAGAAUUUCGGUUGAAGGUCAAGAUGGUGUCAAGAUAGAAUAUCGAGUUUGGAAUCCAUUUAGAUCCAAGCUAGCAGCUGGCAUCCUAGGUGGUAUUGACAAUAUAUAUAUAGCUCCUAAAUCCAAAGUACUAUAUCUAGGUGCUGCAUCUGGUACCACUGUUUCACAUGUUGCUGAUAUAGUUGGUCCCGAAGGAAUAGUAUAUGCAGUUGAAUUUUCACCUAGAUCAGGACGUGAUUUAGUAAAUGUAGCCAAAAAAAGGACUAAUGUUAUACCAAUAAUUGAGGAUGCGCGACAUCCAUACAAGUAUCGUAUGUUGGUUGGAAUGGUAGAUGUGAUUUUUGCAGAUGUGGCACAACCAGAUCAAGCUCGUAUUAUUGCGCUGAAUGCGCAUCAUUAUCUAAAAAAUAAUGCACACAUUGUAAUCUCAAUAAAAGCAAAUUGUAUUGACUCCACUAUAGAUCCCACUAAAGUCUUUGCCAAGGAAGUUAAACGAUUACAAGAAGAACACAUAAAACCCCAGGAACAAUUAACUUUGGAACCAUAUGAACGUGAUCAUGCUUUGGUUGUUGGAAAAUAUGUAAGAUCAAAAUAA